Molecule: messenger RNA, 969 nt
Organism: Lodderomyces parapsilosis
Lineage: Eukaryota; Fungi; Ascomycota; Pichiomycetes; Serinales; Debaryomycetaceae
Gene: CGR1
Product: Cgr1p
Exons: 1
Coding region: 1-969 (322 amino acids)
Biological process (GO): L-ascorbic acid biosynthetic process
Molecular function (GO): calcium ion binding; gluconolactonase activity
Source: RefSeq, a predicted model, not a curated record
AUGACAUUGAUUGCUACUGAGAGAAAUAUAUUUCCGCAAAGCUAUCGUGGCCGCUUGACUGAGGGUGUUACGUAUGACUAUCGCAACAAUAAUUUGUUAUGGAUUGAUAUCAUUCAAGGUGAGGUACAUCGUCUCCUGUUGGAUGAUCUUAACCAGCACCAAGUUUUGAAAUGGUCUGACUCAAAAGAGUCAAUUGGAUUCAUUGCUCUCACAAAGAAGGAAGAUGUAGUGUUGGUGGCUGCCAAAUCAGGUUUAGCAUUGGGUGAUUUCAACAAGGGUACAUUAACGUACUUUUUCAAGUAUCCAUUCACAGAGUUGGAAAAGAUUAGAUUGAGAUCAAAUGAUGGAAUUAUAGAUCCUUGGGGUAACCUUUGGAUUGGGGUAAUGACAGAUUUUCCAAUCAGUGCCAAGGAAGGUGUGCAACCAGAAGGGAAAUUGUUUCGAAUUACUUCUGAUUUAGAAAUUGACGUCAUGUUGGAAAACACCAAAAUCUCCAAUGGUAUGGCUUUUAAUGAUGAUGGGAAUGAAGUAUACUGGACUGAUUCUUUAAACUUUACUAUCUACAAAUUCAACUACGAUCAUAAAACAAAUAAAUUGACCAACAAGACGGCAUUUAUUGAAACUAAAAAAGUAUACCCUGAUGAAAAUGAUCCUGAACCUGAUGGGUUGGUUCGUACAGUUAAUGGGGACAUUUACUCUGCUGUUUUUUCAACAUCCACCAUUUUACAUGUCAAUGACAAGGGACAAAUGUUGGAAAAGAUUAAAAUCCCAGCUAAAAGAUGUACUUGUGUAACCAUGGGCGGUCCCGAUGAUGAUGAUUUAUAUGUAACUACUGGCCAUUUGAAACUUGAUGAUUUUGAUGCUAAAAUUGAUGCAGACGAUAUGUUUGGUGAUCUUGGUGGAUUCUUGUUCAAAUUGAAAGUGGGGCAAAGGGGUCAAAAAAAGAACAUCUGGGGUGGAAAUGUAUAG